Molecule: messenger RNA, 1182 nt
Organism: Symbiodinium natans
Lineage: Eukaryota; Dinophyceae; Suessiales; Symbiodiniaceae
Source: the annotation of a GenBank genome assembly
AUGCCCUUAGCCGCCCUCUGGGGCUACUAUCUCUGGGACCAUGUCGAAGAGGCACCCAAGAUCUUCUAUCCUUUGUGGAUCUUGGGCAGCUGGGGGCUGGUUUUGACCGUGGCUUUCACGCUCUAUCACAUCGUGCAUGAUCAGAUGUCGCUGGAAGCGACUCUCAAUCGAGAGGGGUAUCCUGUGACUCCCUUCAAUGUUCAGCUUAUACAGACCAUUUGCGCGCUGCCCAUUUGGACGGCAUGUGUAGCCUUCACCGCAUUGUGGGUACCCCCACUUGCGAUGGUUCUGGAGCUCCUGAUCGCUGUUUUCUCUUGUGUCGCCAUCGGCUCGAUGGUCCAGUACUUUCUGCACUCUCUGGGCGAGCCACCCUACCCCAGAAAGCUAAUGAAGAAGGUGCCGAUGAAACGUUGGUGGUGCGGCUCACUUUGUGGAGGCGUGAACGACAUGCUACCGGGCUUGGGUCUCCUGUGGAGCAAAGAGCCACAUCAUUUGACCAUAACAGAUUUGCGAUUUGCCUUUCGGGUCGUCGUGUUCUUCAUCUGGACCUAUGUGCUUCUCAGCGUUCUCGUGAUGGCUGUCAACACCGUACCGACACAGGUCAUUAAGGACAGUCACGGCUGGUGCCACUACCCGCGGCCGCUCUCCGAGCUCAGCAGUGUGAUUGUGACUGUUGCUGCGGUCUCUUCAACAUUCGUAGGGUCCGCCGGGCUUUCGAUCAUUUCGAAUGCGGUCUCCUAUGCUCUUGGGGAGGCAGAUGCUGACGCACCCAAGGAGAUGUACAACGUCAAGAGGAAAGCUGCGGUAGGGACCAUAUAUUUGCAAUUGCCCUUGCUGAAGGUCAUGUUGCCUUUGCUGCCGCUCGAGUACCUUCAGCCGUGGAUCUAUGUCCCGAAGACGGACUAUACCGGCAAUUCGGCAUAUGGCGGCUGGCAGAGUACAGGCGAGUACGUCAAGUGCCCGAUCUAUGACCGCGACGUCAUGAUUCACAUGGUCUACGGCACUAUGGUGUGCCUUUUGAUGGCUUACACAUCGUACCAUAAUAUGAUUCUCUACCUCCCCUCACGCGAUCGUGACGUGGCGAAGGAACUGCGAGAGGAACUGGAGACGAGACUGACCACUUCCACUAGUAGAGACACCAUGGACUCCCAAGCACUCUCCCAAGCCUCGGGUGCCUCAUAA